This is a messenger RNA of Asparagus officinalis (garden asparagus), 936 nucleotides long. RefSeq lists its product as uncharacterized. Gene Ontology annotation, molecular function: nucleic acid binding; RNA-DNA hybrid ribonuclease activity. The record is from RefSeq and is a predicted model, not a curated record. The transcript has 6 exons. NCBI's taxonomy places the organism in Eukaryota, Viridiplantae, Streptophyta, Magnoliopsida, Asparagales, Asparagaceae. Bases 1 to 936 code for a protein of 311 amino acids.
AUGCCAGGGCUUGAUCCCCAAGUAGCUAUGCAUCGAUCAAACAUCAAACUAGGUGUCAAGCCUGUUAAACAACAACAAAGGGCUACAGAUCAUGCAUUAGCAGGACUCUUAGCACAAGAUGAUGAAAAUGGCCAUGAGCAAGCUGUUUACUAUCUCAGUAGGACUUUAUUAGGUGCUGAACCUCGUUAUCCUCUUACUGAGAAAGAAUGUUUGGCACUGCCCAGUGCAUUGAACUGGCGACCCACUAGAUGGGCUUUGUUGCUUUCCCAAUGUGACAUUCACUUCAAACCUCAAAAGGCAGUAAAGGGUCAGGAUAUUUGUGACCUUAUGUCCAAUCAUCCAUUAAAAGAAAAGGUUGAAUUAUACCAGGACAUACCAGAUGAGACGUAUAAAGCAAACGUCGUCUCUAGAGAGCAGGUAUGGCAAUUAUACUUCGAUGAGUCAUGCUCUAAUAAUGUGGCUGAAUACAAUGCUUUGUUGGUUGGUCUAGAUAUAGCUAAACAGCUAGGGGUGAAAUACCUAGAAGCGUAUGGCGAUUCUCAACUCAUUGUUAAUCAAAUUAAAGGAGAAUAUGAAGUUAGAAAUGAGGACCUCAUUCCUCAUCAUACCACAGCAAUCACAUUGGCCGAUUCCUUUGAGGGUUUCUACAUCGACUACAUACCUCAUCUCAAGAAUACCUAUGCUGAUGCAUUAGCAUCACUUAUGGCUACCUUAGAUCUACCUGAAAGAACUAUCCAGCAAGUCACAGUGACAAAAGCAAUCCUGUUGAGAGAAGUCAAGACAAGUGAUGUUGUUAAAUUCUUAAAAUAUCACAUCGUAUACAGGAUCAAGAAUUUAGCUUCAACAGCUUAUAAUCCUACUGCAAACGGGCAAGCAGAAACAUUUAAUAAGACCAUCGUCAGAAUUCUCACUAAGGUGGUUUCGACGAAUAAAUAA